Messenger RNA from Mesorhabditis spiculigera, 885 nucleotides. The record is from the annotation of a GenBank genome assembly. Lineage: Eukaryota; Metazoa; Nematoda; Chromadorea; Rhabditida; Rhabditidae.
AUGUCAAAUUCCAAUAAUCAACUGCAAGCCAUUAAUGAAGAAGUGGUUGUAGGCAGCUACACACAAAAACACCUGGACACAUUGAAAUCAACUAUUGCCAAAGGUACCAGCAAUGAGCAGUUUGCGCUAUUCGUUCAGACGUGUGUCAGAACCGGCUUAGAUCCGUUCCUAAACCAAAUCUUCUGCAUCGUCUAUAACGGAAAAGAUGGCCCUGUAAUGAGUAUGCAGAUUGCAGUUGAGGGAAUCGUAGCCCUUGCUAAGAAGCAUCCGCAGUAUAAAGGGUUUAUCGCCUCUGAAAUACGGGCUAACGACCACUUCAAAGCUAAGAUGCAUACGGGUGAAGUUGAGCAUGAGCCAGACGUAAUGAAUCCAGGUGAGACAAUCGGUGCUUACUGCAUUGCAUAUAGAGAAGACGCACCAAACAUUCUCGUCAUAGUUCGGAGAGAUCAGAUUGAACACUUGGUCAAAGGUCGGAACGGUCAGAUGUGGAAGGACUACUUUGACGACAUGAUCGUUAAGCAUGCCAUCAAGAGAGCGUUCAAACGUCAAUACGGGAUUGAAGUAUCAGAAGAUGAACCGACAGCAGGACCGGUUGAAACUGCACCUUAUGAACGUCGGGAUAUUACCCCAGAGACUCCACCGACUCCAGCUAUUACACAGCCUGAAACUACUGACGGUGGUACAGAAGAAUCGGAGAAACAAAAACUGAAAGCUGAAAUGAAGCAGAAGUAUAAACAGCUCGGAAUUACUGACAAAGAAGCUAUGGGAGCGCACAUGCAGGAGUUCUGCAAAACAAAAGGUUCAGAACCGACAAUUGCAGAGAUCAAGGGCUAUCUGAAAAUUAUGGACCUUCAAAUCCAAGCUGCUGCCGAUGAUCUCCCCGUG